Messenger RNA from Amphibalanus amphitrite, 2344 nucleotides. RefSeq names its product glycine receptor subunit alpha-2-like. The record is from RefSeq and is a predicted model, not a curated record. The transcript is spliced from 2 exons. Gene Ontology annotation, cellular component: neuron projection; membrane; synapse. NCBI's taxonomy places the organism in Eukaryota, Metazoa, Arthropoda, Thecostraca, Balanomorpha, Balanidae. Gene Ontology annotation, molecular function: chloride channel activity; extracellular ligand-gated monoatomic ion channel activity; transmembrane signaling receptor activity. Gene Ontology annotation, biological process: chloride transmembrane transport; regulation of membrane potential; chemical synaptic transmission. The coding region runs from base 680 to 1927 and encodes 415 amino acids.
AAUCAGCGUCGAGCACUGCCGAGCGCUGAUUGGUGGAUUUUCCGCUAGCGCGUGAGUGCUGCUCGCGGAACAAGAGUUCGUCGACAAUCCUCCACAAACGUCUGUCACCACUUUUCGUAAUGCUAAACAGCCGGAGCGUACCCCCCUGGUACAGCCAAUCAUUUACUUGUCGUACAACAAUUUCUCAGCUGGAAUGUUCCGAUGUUUACUAAUAACUGUUCCAGAAGUUUAUUGGUAUCAUUACAAGAAUGACGCGUGAAACGCAGAUGAUGAAACGCAGAAAACGCAGAAGCGUAAGUAAUUUUCUUCAAGGGAAGAACUACCGUGACCGUUUGACAUUGCGUUAGACAAUAAUUUCAAUAAUAAGAAGAGGAAACCCCUUUCAUGUCCCUCAUCGGCGCAUGAACGAACACAAGUCACGGAAACUCAUCGACAGAAAGACAUGCAGCUACAUCCAUCCAUCAACCCCAACAAACAACCAAAUGUAUGAGAGACCAUGCAUAACGAUACAACAGUGUGUACCAAUCAACGUUUGGCGUGCGCAUAGGUCGACGCCGGCCGGGCGGGGUGGGUCACCAUACGUCACAUCGACCAGGCGACCACUGCGUGGCGCUCUACUGCUGCCCCAGGUGGGAGUCCAGUGUGGCGGUGCUGCCCGCCCGCUCGGGCAGCCGCGAAGAUGGUGCUUCACUGGCGGAGACUGGUCGGCCUGCUGUGCUGCACGGUCAGCGUGCUGUCCGCGGCCACCACCGCCAACAGCACUGUCUGCGAGCGGCCGCCGCCCGACCAGCUGAUUCCCGCUGACUACGACCGACGCGUGGCACCCUUCUCCGGCGACCAGGCGCUGCCGGUUCACCUCUCCGUCUGGGUAGUGGCCGUCACCUCAGUCAGCGAGCUACAGUCGGAUUUCUCCGUGGCGCUCUACCUGCGGCUGAAGUGGCGCGAUCCGCGUAUCGUGUUCCCCACCUGUCUGCGCCGGCCGUUUCUGCUGAUCGAAACGGGCGAGAUUGAUCGACUCUGGCUGCCCGAUGUGUAUUUUGUGCAUGACAAAAAGUCGUCCAGGCAUAUGGUGGUGCGGCGAAACGCGGCACUGCGGUUGAACCGAGAGAACUCGACGCUCUACUUCUCUGAGAGACUGACGCUGACACUGCGCUGCAGCUUCGACUUCGAGCUGUUUCCCAUGGACACGCAGGUCUGCGAAAUGAUCAUGGAGCCAUACGCCUACGACAAGCAGUUCAUGGACCUGCGCUUCGAGAAUCCGGGCAUCUACUUCAACAACUUCAAGGCGCGCAUCGCUCAGUUUCAGCUACUGCGCGUGCUGCCAGGUAACUGCAGUUAUACCUAUCUCUACCAGGGAACGCAGCUUCGCCAGAGCUGCCUGCGGGCCGUCUUCUUCUUUCAGCGUGCCUUCAACUACUACCUUCUGCAGAUGUACGUGCCGUCGAUGCUGAUUGUGGCCAUCAGCUUCCUGGGUUUCUGGGUGCCGGUGAACCUGGUGCCGGGUCGGAUCGCGCUCUCCAUCACCACGCUGCUGACGCUGGCCACGCAGUCGCAGACGGUGCAGCGCCAGCUGCCACCCGUCUCCUACAUGAAGGCCAGCGACGUGUGGAUGUUCGCCUGCAUCCUGGCCGUGUUCGCCACCCUGGUGGAGUUCACGCUGUCGUACCGACACUACGACCGGCGCCUGGUCAGCGAACAGAGCGCCGUGCUGCCGCUGGGCCAGCCGCGCCGCGAGCAGCGCUCCCUGCACGGCGGCUCCAGUCUCCGGCGCCGCCUGACACUCGCGUCCCGGUCACCCCACUUUGUCGACAACGUGUCCAAGAUAUUGUUCCCGGUCUCGUUUGUUUUGUUCAACAUCAUUUAUUGGCUUUAUUUUACGGCUAGCCAAAAGAAGAAGCAUCUCGAAAAGAUGAAGUAUAUUGCGUAAGCGCUUGUGAAAAGUUGACAGCUCAGGAGAGCAGUGCACAAAUAUCACGAAGUUAUAUUUGUGAUAUUUGUGUUAUCACGAACCUAGUUACGGCAUACGUCAUCAUUGCCGUCAUAGGCACUUUUCUGCGCAGUUAUUAAUGGCCGUUCCGAUUUGGAUUUCCCGGUUAAAACUUGCAACUUGGUUUUAAUUUAUCUCGAUUUUUGAAUUGAUCGUAUUUGCUAGGCCAAAAAACAACUUAUAACUAAAUUAAGUGUGCUGAUCAAAAAUUUAAUGCAUUCUUAUAUCAUCGAACAAGCAAUAUUACGGAUACGUUGUAAUACGAUCGUUGAACCCCAAAUCAAUGUUGUAUGGGCGAAAAGAAAACAAAAAGAAAAAGGACGAAAAGAAAAAGAAAAACAAAACAAAAAGAAAACU